AUGGCUGAUUUCGGUGACGGCGAUGAACGCUUGCCCAUCGUGACGACGGACCCGAAUGGCUUGGAGGCCCAGGCCAAGAAGGCAAUGGACCCCAAGCCCUUUGGCUAUGUCUUCGGUGGAGCCGGGGAGCUGUCUACGAUGGACGCCAACCGCCUGGCCUUCCGCCAGUGGAAGAUCGUGCCUCGCUUCCUGAGACCCAACAAUCCUCGGGACCUGAGAACUGAGCUGUUUGGAUUGACUUAUGAGACGCCUGUCCUGAUGGCCCCCAUCGGGGUACAGGGCAUCUUCCACGCGGACAAGGAAACGGGCCUGGCGGCGGCCUGCGCGGAGCUCAAGGUCCCGUACACGCUCAGCACGGCCGCGACAUCGACCAUCGAAGAGGUUGCUGAGGUCUGCGGCGACCACCACCGCUGGUUCCAGCUGUACUGGCCGAUGGACGACGAGAUCACGGCCUCGAUCCUCCGCCGCGCCAAGGCUAACGGCUACAAGGUCCUCGUCGUGACUCUCGACACCGUCACCCUGGCCUGGCGGCCCACCGACCUCGACAAUGCAUACCUGCCCCAGAUCGCCGGCACGGGCAACGCGGUCGCCUUCAGCGACCCUGUCUUCCGCAGGAAGUUCGCCGAGCAGAACGACGGCGACGUUGUCGAGGAAAACGUCAUCGGCGCCUCCCGACACUGGCUUAGCGAGGCCUUUCCAGGCGAGCACCAUGGGUGGAAGGACCUGGCCCUGCUGAAGAAGCAUUGGGACGGUCCCAUCGUUCUCAAGGGUGUGCUGAGCGCCGAAGACGCCAAGCUUGCUGUUGAGCACGGCAUGUCGGGCGUUAUCGUCAGCAACCACGGCGGCCGGCAGCUCGACGGCGGCGUGGCCUCGCUGGAGAUGCUCCCGGAGAUCGUCGAAGCCGUUGGAGACAAACUCACCGUCAUGUUCGACUCCGGGAUCCGGACGGGGGCUGACAUCGUCAAGGCGCUAGCCCUGGGGGCCAAGGCCGUUUUUGUUGGACGCCCCGCCAUCUACGGUCUGGGUAUUGCGGGCAAGGAGGGCGCAAAGGCUGUGAUUGCCGGGCUGCUCGCCGAUCUUGAUCUGACCAUGGGGUUAGCUGGGUUCAAGAAGAUCUCCGACCUGACGCCAUCCAUUCUGCGACUGGUUCGGUACGGCGGAGAUGUCAAGGCUAAUCUGUGA
Colletotrichum graminicola M1.001 is the source of this 1182-nucleotide messenger RNA. RefSeq names its product FMN-dependent dehydrogenase. The transcript has 3 exons. The record is from RefSeq and is a predicted model, not a curated record. Lineage: Eukaryota; Fungi; Ascomycota; Sordariomycetes; Glomerellales; Glomerellaceae. Gene Ontology annotation, molecular function: FMN binding; oxidoreductase activity. Bases 1 to 1182 code for a protein of 393 amino acids.